Messenger RNA from Acanthamoeba castellanii str. Neff, 528 nucleotides. RefSeq names its product 2fe2s domain containing protein. The transcript has 4 exons. Gene Ontology annotation, molecular function: nitrite reductase [NAD(P)H] activity; 2 iron, 2 sulfur cluster binding. Bases 1 to 528 code for a protein of 175 amino acids. NCBI's taxonomy places the organism in Eukaryota, Discosea, Longamoebia, Acanthamoebidae. The record is from RefSeq and is a predicted model, not a curated record.
AUGGAAGCAACGGGUGAGGGUCGAGGCAACGGCGAUGAAAUCAAUGCUGCUUGCGCGGUGCAGCUCCCCUCUGGAGAGCAAAGCGACGAGGCGGAGGAGAGGAGCAAGGCGGAAGCGGAGGGCUACGUGCGGGCUGCGAGCGUGGCGGAGGUCAAGGCGGCGCCCAGCCGCAAGUGGAAGUGCCUCCAGGUCGAGAAGCGCAGCGUCACCUUCUUCCACCAAGACGACCACAUCUACGCCCUGGACAGUUGGUGCUAUCACAAUGGCGGGGGCCUGAUGAGGGGCGACAUCGAGGACUUCGGGGGACGACUCGCCGUGCGAUGUCCGCUCCACUCCUACCGGAUUGCGUUGGAGACGGGCGAGGGCCUGUACAUGGGAAUGAUCGGGGGCGUCAAGUCCAAGGGCGUAAAGCAACGGGUCCACCCCGUCAAGAUCAUCGGCGAUCACGUCUACAUCAAGAUCUCGAAACCGAAGCAGACGAACACACCAGAGGUGCAGUCGGACUGCUAUCAGUUCAUUCGCGGCUAG